Molecule: messenger RNA, 9200 nt
Organism: Sapajus apella (tufted capuchin)
Lineage: Eukaryota; Metazoa; Chordata; Mammalia; Primates; Cebidae
Gene: THRB
Product: thyroid hormone receptor beta
Exons: 7
Coding region: 3116-4546 (476 amino acids)
Biological process (GO): retinoic acid receptor signaling pathway; negative regulation of transcription by RNA polymerase II; positive regulation of transcription by RNA polymerase II
Molecular function (GO): RNA polymerase II cis-regulatory region sequence-specific DNA binding; nuclear receptor activity; zinc ion binding
Source: RefSeq, a predicted model, not a curated record
UUCUAAUGGGAAUUAUUAAAGUCCUCCUGGUUUAUUUAAGGCAGUGGGACGCACUAUAAGUGAAAUAACUCUUAAGCUGCUCUUUAAAUAAUUAGAGCAGGCAAUCAAGAAAAUAAGACAAUACCCUUACUGAAGCCUACCCCAUUUGUGACACAUAAUAUGUUUAGAUUGCUCUAUUGACUUUACAAAGAAGCAUGCAAGACUGAUCACAGGUGACAGAUGUGAUCGCUUCUAUCAGGAUGUGAGGGGCCAUACUUCAAAUUCAGUGUGAGUGUUGAGCUCCAUUUUCAACUAAUAGAAAUGGGAGUUUCAUGCGUUCAUUACAAGUAAAGAGUAUUCCCACUUGGUAUGAGGAGUGUGUUUCAGAAUGUUUUGUUCUGUUUUCUCCAAACAAUAAACGUUAGUGAGGAAGUGAGUGCUCUUAAAUAUGUUUUGAAACUUUUUUUAGUUUAAAGAUUUCUGAGAGAACUCAGGAUUUUUUUACUUCAAUAAAAAUGCUGCUGAUCUUUCAGAUGUUUAGCAAAAAGUGAGAGAAAUAGUUUUUCAGCAGCCGUUCUUUCCUUUUUCACUGCAGUGUUUAUAUCCACUUCCAGGGGAGAAUAACUCUCCAAUUUUUCAAGCAUAUUUAGAGAUUUCUGAAAAUUAUUUUUAAGUAUUCUUUUGGAAUAAAAGUUGAGGCUCUGGUUUUAGUUGAUAUUGUUACUGAUGAAAAGCAAGAAAUUGCUUGGAUUUCUGCCUUUAAUGAAAAAGAGAGGGAGCCAGGAAAUGCAUUGGGCAAAACUGCAAAAUCAAAUGGGUUCAACACACAGCUCUUAAGCAGAAAAAGAGACUUUGGAACAUGUACAUUUGCCAGAAAAGAAAACUGCUUUAUUGAAAGGUUAAUUUUUAGAUUAGUCUUGGGAAAUUUGAGAUAAAUAAAUGAGAUCAGACAAAAAACAUAAGGCCUGGAUCCUUUUUCCUGGAGUUUUCAGAACAUAGUUAUUGCUUGCAAGGAAAUGUUUUGACAUUUCCAGUAGGGAGAAAAUGUUAAUUGUAAUAUUGUAUAUGUGUUCUUAAUAACACUUGUGAAUAAAUCUUUUAUUUGUUUUAAGAGUAAGUGGAAAGUAAAAACAUGAUUAAAAUGUUAGCUGUGCUCUUUAUUCCUUAUGGUAGCUUUUCAUGCUUUCUAGGAUAUUAUGAUUCAUUUUCCAGGUUCAAAUAUAUACCAACUGAAGAACAUGCUUUUGCUUGUUUUAUAUCAGUUGCAGUUUUUAAAGGAGUCAUUACUGUCCUCCACAUAGGUCUGCCUGGGUCUCCUUUCUAAUUUUGUCGCAUCUUUUGCUCAUUCUAUAAUUCCUCACCUUUUUCCCUUAAGUCUAUGGCUUCUUUACUACAUUUAUAAAAAGUCAGCACUUAAAGACAGCACAACUCUGGUUCACUUGACUGUAUAUACAAUACACAUGCUAUUAAGCUGCUUAUUGGCAGGAAUGGUGAUUGUUUUUCUGAGCGGCCAUCUCUGUGGCCACCAACUCCCUGCUUUGUAUUUAACAGACACCCCAUAGUUUGUUGAAUGACUGUAAUACCCUCUUUACUUCUGCCAUGUGUCCCUGCCCCAGAAUUCCAUGUUGCAAUUGAUGACUGGAGCUACAUGUCCAAAGCAAAGGUCUCACCAUUGAAAAUUACAAUAUUACAUUGUUGAUGGUACUUUAGAGAGAAAUACCAACAAGGUCACAUGCUCAUGGACCAGCAGGAAGCCAAAUUAAAUGUCACUACCUGAGGCCCAGCCCUGAAAACAGACUGCCUAAGAAAUGGAAGGAAUCCCUAGUAUAGAAGAGCAGCAUCCACCCUUCCUGAUGUCAUGAUCUACAGCUAUGCAUAUACGUAACAUGCACACACUGGCCACCAUCCACUUGGAGAAACUACCAUUAAUAGUCCUCUUAGCAAGCAUUUACAAUCUCAUUUGGUAUUUGUUAACUUCUUAGUUAAAAGAUGUGAUGAUUCUUACAGAAAAUGCUGUUCCCUUUUUGAUCACUAUCUUUAAGUACAUGAAUACCACUUAAAUCACAUUAAACCUUGAAAACAAUCUCAAAAGCAGAUUUGAAUGGGAAUAAAAUGAUAAGUGCUUACAGUUUUCCACGCACUACUGGUCAGAGUACUAUUAAGCACCAACAGAAAAAGAAAACUACUAUCUAAUAGGAGUAUUCCUCAUUUAGGGGCAUUGCCAUAUGCUCUCUCUCAUGCCUUUGUAAAGAAAACAUAAAUUACAGAAUUGAACAGUUAAUGUAAGCUUUAGGUCUCAUGUAGAUUAGUGCUUCUGAGGUAGAAAAUAAUCAUGUACAAGGAACAGAAUAAAACUCACUUGCAGACAUCAGCAGCAUUUUCAACUGUGUACUUCCUUGGCAUGUUUUAAAACCCAAUGGGACCUAUGUGUCAUGGGAAGAUGGCUGGAUCCUGGUAUUAAAAGCCGGUCAGUAACAUUCGACAACAGAUUCAACUACUAACAUUUGCACAGCUAGAUUAAUGUUUUGGAGUCAGUCAGUCAUCAGGCUCAUUACUACUGGAUUUUCUCUGGUUCAUGCUAAUAAACUAGAUUAUUGAUUUUAGGAUUUUCUUUGUAUCCAAGGAUAUUCUCUAAGAUGUCUUUAUAAUGUUUCAUGCUUAAGCUGUCAACCAAAAUGACAUAACAAUGAGUAAUCAUUUUCUAAUCAUGUUAAAAGGGGUUAAAAACAGCGUAUAAAAUGAAUCUUAGCAGCUUCAGAGUAACAUUUGCGCUGACACUCCGCUAUCUGGGUGGAGGUCAUUCCUACCUGCCUGCCAUCUUCCCCAGGAAUUAACUAGCUGCAUGCACAGCUUAAGACCUUUGAUAGUCAUAAAUCUGCUUUCCAAUAUGUUUGGAUGGCAGAAGAGCUCAAAAGACACCUCAGUCUAAAUAGGAUUUUAGCACAUCAGGUGCUAUUACAAAGUAAAGCAGGCUGGGUUGCUGUGUUGGUGGUGGUGUUUAUUCAUCUUCCCUUCGCGUUUCAUGUGUAUGUAUGCUUCUCUGCGUAUAUGCCCAGCUCUCAGGGUGUAUGGGGCUAGCGAAUGCAUGCGUAGAGUGUGUGUAUAUGUAAAGUAGAAACUGAACCAGGGAAACAAAAUGAACUACUGUAUGCAAGAAAUAUAUGAAGUGCACCCAGCUGCCGGCAGCAAUUGCUACAUGCAGUCCACUGAUUAUUACGCGUAUUUCGAAGACAGUCCGGGUUACAGUGGUUGCGAUGCUCAGGCUGUGCCCAGUAACAACAUAUAUAUGGAACAGGCCUGGGCAGUGAAUCAGCCUUAUACCUGUAGUUACCCUGGAAACAUGUUUAAAAGCAAGGACUCUGACUUGGACAUGGCCCUGAAUCAAUACAGCCAACCUGAAUAUUUCACUGAAGAAAAGCCUACUUUUUCUCAAGUGCAGUCGCCAUCGUAUUCUCAGAAAAAAGGGUACAUCCCCAGUUACUUAGACAAGGACGAGCUCUGUGUAGUGUGUGGUGACAAAGCCACUGGGUAUCACUACCGCUGUAUCACGUGUGAAGGCUGCAAGGGUUUCUUUAGAAGAACCAUUCAGAAAAAUCUCCAUCCAUCCUAUUCCUGUAAAUAUGAAGGAAAAUGUGUCAUAGACAAAGUCACGCGAAAUCAGUGCCAGGAAUGUCGCUUUAAGAAAUGCAUCUAUGUUGGCAUGGCAACAGAUUUGGUGCUGGAUGACAGCAAGAGGCUGGCCAAGAGGAAGCUGAUAGAGGAGAACCGGGAGAAGAGACGGCGGGAAGAGCUGCAGAAGUCCAUUGGGCACAAGCCAGAACCCACGGACGAGGAAUGGGAGCUCAUCAAAACAGUCACCGAAGCCCAUGUGGCGACCAAUGCCCAAGGCAGCCACUGGAAGCAAAAACGGAAAUUCCUGCCAGAAGACAUUGGACAAGCACCGAUAGUAAAUGCCCCAGAAGGUGGAAAGGUUGACUUGGAAGCCUUCAGCCAUUUUACAAAAAUCAUCACACCAGCAAUUACCAGAGUGGUGGAUUUUGCCAAAAAGUUGCCUAUGUUUUGUGAGCUGCCAUGUGAAGACCAGAUCAUCCUCCUGAAAGGCUGCUGCAUGGAGAUCAUGUCCCUUCGCGCUGCUGUGCGCUAUGACCCAGAAAGUGAGACUUUAACCUUGAAUGGGGAAAUGGCAGUGACACGGGGCCAGCUGAAAAAUGGGGGUCUUGGGGUGGUGUCAGACGCCAUCUUUGACCUGGGCAUGUCUCUGUCUUCUUUCAACCUGGAUGACACUGAAGUAGCUCUCCUUCAGGCUGUCCUGCUGAUGUCUUCAGAUCGCCCAGGACUCGCCUGCGUUGAGAGAAUAGAAAAGUACCAAGAUAGUUUCCUGCUGGCCUUUGAACACUAUAUCAAUUACCGAAAACACCACGUGACACACUUUUGGCCAAAACUCCUGAUGAAGGUGACAGACCUACGGAUGAUAGGAGCCUGCCAUGCCAGCCGCUUCCUGCACAUGAAGGUGGAAUGCCCCACGGAACUCUUCCCCCCUUUGUUCUUGGAAGUGUUCGAGGAUUAGACUGACUGGAUUCAUUCUCAUAAUUCCUACAGCACUACUGGGUGUCAUUUCAUUCCAUUGCCUAGCUCUUUUUUGUUUGUUUCUUUGUGUCAGGAGGGAUUUUUUGGGAGGGGAAAGGGAAGUAGUCCUUGGCAUAGACAUGGAUGAAAUUGCCCCUUGAAUGCGGGUACUUGAAACUAUUGCAUUUUGUUCUCCAGUCCUUUGAUGUGAAUGCUCUGAAGGUUUUACGGUUGUGGAGAUGGGGUGGGGGACAAUCAUUAACUCACCAGCACCCAAGCAUCACCAGCUCCCACCCGUCCCUGGUCUGAGAUUUGAGCGAGCAAAACGGCACUGCAGGACACUAAAGAAGCCUUAAAACCAAGAUAAUACGACCACCUCCACCCAAUCCUGAUGUUUGCAGGGCUCAAGUUAGCAGAGCACAGACCACCUUUAGUUAGAUGUGGCUUUCAGCUUUUUAGAGAAAGAAUUGAACAAAAUUUCAUCUAUUCAAGAGCGUGCUAUUUCCAGCACUCUUUAUGAUCUCCCAGGAGCAUAACUUGGAAUGUACAGGAAUAUUUGUGUCCCGAAAAAUCAGCUUCCCUUCCAAUAUCAUUUUUAUAACCUUAUGAUUUAAUUCAAAUUAUACCAGGGCGUGACCAAGGAUAUGCAGGUAUUUGACUGAUUGAGGCCAGCAAGGAAAAUACCUGUUUUCAGUGAGCCCAGAGAAAUUAGAAAUCUUCACCAAUGUCCGUGACUCCAUGGUUUCCAAAAAUUCACAUAGUAUGACCUCACAGUAGGAAGGCUUCUUUACCAUUUAGGCUCAGUGAACACUGUUACAGAAAUCAAACCUAUUUACAGGGUGACACCCGUUUUCUGUGGCAUCUGAUCUAUCUCCCAAGCUCCUGAAGUUCUUUAUCCAGGUUGUAUCUUUGCUGACCUGACAAGAUUUCCCUGUGGAUCAAAUCUUCUAACCAAGGAAAGAUAAGGUGAAAUUUCAGUCUUCUGGAGAAAUUUUGAGGAGAGAUUAGUGCAGCUACAUUCUGAGUUGAAGGAAAUGCAGUGUUCUGAGAGCCCCUUCAUGUCCUAAUGGCUGGAAGAUGCUUCCUUCUGCUUAGAUCCUCAAGCUCCUUGCUUCAUUGACCAAUAUCUUCUAGUCCCCUUUUUCCCUCUGAUUCUGAGACACUAAAUAGCUUGACUAUCUCUAAACAGAGUGGCCCUGCCACUGACCCUCCUGUCCGUCUUCUAGCCCACCCUGACAGAUAGAUACUCAACAGAAAACACCUGCAGACCAUGUGUAUACUUAUCUUUCCUGCCCAACCUGCCUCCCCAAUGGCCUGUGCUGGAAUAGCUUGUGCCCAGAAAACAAACGGUGACGCCUCAUCUCUUCAGUGUCAGAAAAUGGGCAUAGAAUGUACCCAUGCAAUUGAAUGUAUCUCAUUCUCCACUGGCGUAGUAGAUAUAAACUAUUCCUUUGCCUACCUUUUACUGCCUUAUCCUGGAAAUAUUGGGGAAAAUAAGCCAUAUCAGUGAGAUUUACCUAAAAACAAAGGAAGGAAAGUCACUGUGAAAACCAAGUAGAUUUUUUUUUUUUAAGUUUGGUGGGGCAAUACUAGCCCAGAAGUCUGGGUUCCUGAAUUCUAGUUCGUGCUCUGUCAACUGGUAGAUUUGUAACUUUAGGUCUUGGUUUUCUCACCUGAUAAAUAAGUCAUGAUCUCUAAAACCCUUCCUACCCUUAAUAUUGUAUGAAUUUCAGGGGGUAAAAAAUCUGGUUCCUUUGUUGGUUUUUUUAACACUUAAAUUUCUAACUUUAUUAGACAAGAAGCAUGGCCCACUUAACAGUUAAGAAACAUACAUUUGGUAUGAACUCGAAAUAAUAAUUUGACACAAUACUAGUCAACUAUUUAGAGGCCUUGGAAAAAGAAGAGGAGCAGUGCCGAAAAUUCCAAGUAUGAUUGGAAAUAAUCUGGGGGCAGGGAAUUAAAUGUUCAAUGCACAAAAGCAAUUGUACUGGCUUCUGGGAAAAAGGAGACAAGAACAUUGCUAUAGAACUUGCUAUCCAAAGGAAGUAGGUGAAAAGAUUUACAAUUAUAGGCACGAAGUUCAUUGGCAGAUUACCUGCUGUAUCUACAGAUUGUUUUUGGGUUUGGUUUUGUCUAGGCAGCCUCUAGCCAGGUUCCUUAAGUGUUUGCUCUGCUAACAUUUCAGCCUUCUCUCUAGAGUCCUUGAGGAAACACUCUUUGAAAGAUAAACACUUAGCCACCUCUCCGCUCCAGGGUAACCCUGGGAAGCUCUGCUGUCUGGGGCAAGCUUUCUUUCCAAAGGGAAUGACAAGAAGGAAAGCAGGCAGGGUCCUGCAGCAUCAGGCCUUCUGGGGAAAGUUUCCUCAUUUUGUUAGACAGGAUCCUCAGUACAUCGGACACCCAGAUUUGAAUGUAAGUUCAGAGCCUGAUCUCAAGCUAAAUCAGAAUGCUUUGGGUACUAACCAUGAUCAAGAAUUGGCCAUAUGGUAAGAUAUACAAACGGCCAACCAGCCAGCCCCAAGUAAAGGCACGUUUGAUCCUUGGCACCCUAAAUGAUUGCCUUCAAUAGGCAAACUGCUGGUCUGGAAAUCUUGUUGAAGGCUGAAUACUUCAUGUUGAGUAGGACAAGUCUUAGCACACUUCAGAUUGAAAGAAAAGGCCAUAGGACUCAAAGGAUAAUGACUCUGAAACUAAACUCCUUCCUUCUGAAGCUGACAGAGGUUCGUAGUGCAUCUCAAGACUCCAUCUCAUAAAACUCAUUUGUGAGGGAUUUGCUCUAGAUUUUUCUAAACAUUUUUUUCAUCUAUUGUCCAGACUUGCAAAUCAAGUGUGGACCUGAUGGAGACACCCUGCACACCUGCGCUCUCACCCCUUCAGCAGGGAGACGUCUCAGUAGAGGAGAACACACCCGUUAUGCUGGGAUUCGCAUUUCUAAAUCACUUCCCUUUUAGGGAUGAGCGAUGUGGGGUGUGUGUGCGUGUGUGUGAGUGUGUGCGCGUGCGUGUGUGACCCCCAAGUGUACUUUGCUCUUCAAUUUAGAUGUGCAGUAUUUCCAGACACAGUGAAAAAAGUAAGAUGUUUUCUUCUUUAUGAUUCUGCUCAAAACACCACGUGCCGCCUCAGAGCUUUUUCUAGAGCCUCGGUCCUCAAAGACGCGCUUGACGUGUUGAUGCCUCAGCCCAGCAAAGCCCCUUCACCUGUGCCCCGGACGACAGCUCUUCAGUGUGCAGUGCAGGCCUGGGGUGGACUGCCAGGACCUCGCUCUGUGCCAGCAACGCCAUUCUUGUUGCUCCUCCAUGAACAGGGGUACAAGCCCUAGCCCCUCCUCGACACUAAGCCCCCCACAGACUCAGCCUCCACGGAACCGCUGAGCGCCCCUCGAAGCAUGUCAUUGUCAGUGAUACCUUUUUAUUCUAUGGACUCUAACCUAUUUGUGUCAUAUUGACCUUUUGCUGCAUGAGUCAUAAAUUACGAAAUCAGUCUUAUGGUUUUUGAAAUGUAGCCAGCAUUUGUAAGGCUAAACCUUUUUCAUGAACUGAAUUUAAGUGAAUAACCAAGCCACAGUUCCUCUUCAAACGGAGAGUGAUGAUCGACAUUUGAAUCUCUUUGCCCUUUCCAACGGCUAUGGCAUCAGGUUCUAAAAUAAGCUCGUAAUUUUUCCUGUUAUUUUAAUAAUAUGGAAAUAUUAGCAUAGUGUUUCUUUUGAUAGUGAUAGACUAUAAUCCAUAUUUAAAUUUUAUAGAGAAGAAAUUUUAUUGUACUGUGAUGUAGAUAUUUAUUAUCCAGGUAAGGAUUUGCCCGGUGUGUAUUUUUUACAACUGAGACAUUUUACUUUAAUCUUUUAAAAAAAAAAAAAAAAAAAAAAACGCAUUAAAAAAAAAUUUAAAAAAAAAAAAAUGACUGGGGGAAAAAAGGUUUGGCCUUAUCACAGAAUUUUUACUGUGCUGUAUAAAUGUUUGCAAAUGCGAAAAGUGUGCAUUUAUAGUGUGUUUCCACAUUAAUUAAUGCCGCCUUCAAGAGCAAUAUUGUGCAGGUAAAACGCUGUUUGUGGCUUUCUGUUGCACAGUUAAAGCUGACCCACCCUAUGCACAAGACAAUCAAAUAUAUAUCUGUCCUCCUCAGGAUGCAGAUAAUGCUCGUGUAAAUUAUGGAGCACAAUGUAAGGCAAAAGAAGACACUUUACAUAUGUAUUGUUGAUACAGAAAUUAUCAGGGCAUGAAUGAGCUGAUGUGACAUUACGCCAUUUCUUUCUUUUGGUUUUUCCUUAAUAACUUGGCACUUUUAAUUUGACCUUAGAGCCAAAUUAGUUCUCCAUGCUUUCCUCAUAGAAAACCCUUUUUGUUCCCAUAAUGUUUUCAUGCCCUGAGAAUCAGAAAAAUACUAAAGAAUAGGAAAAGAUUUACAGUCAUUGGAAGACUUGUGUUUUGCAAACAGUGUUAAGUGAUAUUGCUAGAUGGUGAUAUUUUUUUCAGCCUAAAACUCUGUUGAAAUCUGUGAUCAAAAUGUUUUAAACUAUCCAAAAAAAAUUUGUAUAUUUGGGAAAAAUGGAUUUUUACAUAGCUUUUGUAUGCAGAUAUAAAACUGUAAUUAUGAAUAUAGUGGGCGUAGAUAAACUCAUAAGCUUAAAUUCUAAAAAAGAAAAAGCUUAUAACAGA